Molecule: messenger RNA, 5000 nt
Organism: Choloepus didactylus (southern two-toed sloth)
Lineage: Eukaryota; Metazoa; Chordata; Mammalia; Pilosa; Megalonychidae
Gene: POLR1B
Product: RNA polymerase I subunit B
Exons: 15
Coding region: 464-3454 (996 amino acids)
Biological process (GO): DNA-templated transcription
Cellular component (GO): nucleus; RNA polymerase I complex
Molecular function (GO): DNA binding; ribonucleoside binding; DNA-directed RNA polymerase activity
Source: RefSeq, a predicted model, not a curated record
GAUGUUGCAGAAGAUAUAAAUGAGUUAUAAAAGCAAGAUUUCUUAGGGAUGGCCGGGAAAGCAGGACUGACUUUUCAGUAGAAAAAGUGAAAGCAUCCUUUGGUGGCCUGUGCUCAACACUGAGUGGUCCAGAGGGUAGUGUGCCAGAGUUCAGGAGAGGAUGGUGGUGAGAGGCCCCUCAUUGAGGAAUCACCCCCAGUGUCUGCGACACUAGGCUGAAAGGGCUAUACUUCCCUUCGAAUUUGCUUUCCAAGAUGAGCGUCUCUCUCUCACUAUUGUGGAUGCGGUCAUCAGUCCACCCACAGUUCCAAAAGGGAGCAUCUGCAAAGAGCUCAAAGUUUAUCCAGCAGAAUGCCGAGGCCGAAGGAGUACCUACCGGGGGAAGUUGACAGCUGAUAUCAGCUGGGCAGUGAAUGGAGUCUCAAAAGGAAUUAUUAAACAGUUUCUUGGCUAUGUUCCCAUCAUGGUGAAAUCUAAGCUUUGCAACUUGUACAAUCUUCCUCCAAAAGCCCUCAUCGAACACCACGAGGAAGCAGAGGAAAUGGGAGGCUAUUUUAUCAUCAAUGGCAUUGAGAAAGUCAUCCGAAUGUUGGUUAUGCCUCGGAGGAAUUUCCCCAUUGCAAUGAUAAGGCCAAAAUGGAGAAAUAGAGGGCCUGGCUACACUCAGUAUGGUGUUUCAUUGCACAGUGUGAAGGAAGAGCAUUCUGCUGUCAACAUGAACCUCCACUACUUGGAGAACGGCACAGUUAUGUUGAACUUUAUUUACCGCAAAGAACUGUUUUUUCUUCCACUGGGAUUUGCACUCAAGGCACUUGUCAGUUUUUCUGAUUAUCAGAUUUUUCAGGAGCUCAUCAAGGGAAAAGAGGACGACUCUUUUUUUAGGAACUCUGUCUCUCAGAUGUUGAGGAUUGUGGCGGAGGAGGGUUGCUUCACACAAAAGCAGGUUCUCAGCUAUCUAGGUGAACGCUUCCGAGUCAAGCUCAGUCUUCCUGAGUGGUACCCGGACAUGCAGGCUGCGGAGUUUCUGUUUAACCAGUGCAUCUGUAUCCACUUAAAAUCCAAUACUGAAAAGUUCUAUGUGCUUUGUCUCAUGACCCGGAAGCUCUUUGCUUUAGCCAAAGGAGAGUGCAUGGAGGAGAAUCCUGAUAGUUUAAUGAACCAAGAAGUCCUCACACCUGGCCAGCUCUUCCUUAUGUUUCUGAAGGAAAAAAUGGAAGCUUGGUUAGUAUCUGUUAGAAUAGCUCUCGAAAAGAAAGCUCAGAAAACCAGUGUGUCCGUAAACACUGAAAAUAUGAUGAAGAUUUUUACUAUGGGAACAGACCUUACAAAACCUUUUGAGUAUCUUCUUGCUACUGGGAAUCUGCGUUCUAAAACAGGUCUUGGCUUCCUGCAAGACUCUGGACUCUGUGUUGUGGCUGACAAGCUGAACUUCGUACGCUACCUCUCCCAUUUCCGCUGUGUGCACAGAGGAGCUGACUUUGCCAAGAUGAGGACCACCACGGUGCGCAGGCUGCUGCCAGAGUCCUGGGGUUUCCUCUGUCCCGUGCACACCCCAGACGGGGAGCCGUGCGGCCUCAUGAACCACCUGACUGCUGUGUGUGAGGUCGUCACGCAGUUUGUGUACACAGCGGCCAUUCCAGCCUUGCUCUGCAACUUGGGGGUCACCCCGGUGGACGGAGCCCCGCAUCAGCCCUACGGCGACUGCUACCCUGUCCUGCUGGAUGGCGCCCUGGUUGGCUGGGUGGAGAAGGAGCUCGCCCCUGGCCUUGCAGCGUCUCUCCGGCACUUUAAGGUGUUGAGAGAAAAAAGAAUCCCUCCCUGGAUGGAGGUGGUCCUUGUCCCCAUAACAGGAAAACCCAGCUUGUACCCAGGGCUAUUCCUUUUUACCACUCCCUGUAGACUGGUCCGGCCUGUGCAGAACUUGGAGUUGGGCAAGGAGGAACUGAUUGGAAGCAUGGAACAGGUCUUCAUGAACAUAGCGAUCUUUGAGGAUGAGGUCGUGGCGGGGGUUUCGACACACCAGGAGCUCUUUCCUCACAGCUUGCUGAGUGUGAUCGCCAACUUCAUCCCUUUCUCGGACCACAACCAGAGCCCACGGAACAUGUACCAGUGCCAGAUGGGUAAACAAACUAUGGGCUUUCCACUUCUUACCUUUCAAGACCGAUCGGAUAAUAAGCUGUAUCGUCUUCAGACACCACAGAGUCCCUUGGUCAGACCCUGCAUGUAUGAUUAUUACAGCAUGGAUAACUAUCCAAUUGGGACGAAUGCCAUCGUCGCCGUCAUUUCCUACACUGGCUAUGACAUGGAGGAUGCUAUGAUUGUAAAUAAGGCCUCUUGGGAGCGAGGCUUUGCCCACGGAAGUGUCUACAAGUCCGAGUUCAUAGAUCUUUCUGAAAAAAUUAAACAAGGUGAUGAUAGCCUGGUGUUUGGAGCCAAACCUGGUGACCCACGGAUUCUUCAGAAAUUAGAUGAUGAUGGAUUGCCAUUUAUUGGCGCAAGACUGCAGUGUGGAGAUCCAUAUUACAGCUACCUGAACCUCAACACCGGGGAGAGCUUUGUGGUGUACUACAAGAUUAAAGAAAAUUGUGUUGUGGAUAACAUCAAAGUGUGUAGUAAUGACACUGGAAGUGGAAAGUUCAAGUGUGUUUGCAUUACAAUGCGAAUCCCUCGGAAUCCAACCAUUGGAGAUAAAUUUGCCAGCCGUCAUGGUCAGAAGGGCAUUUUGAGCAGGCUGUGGCCAGCUGAGGACAUGCCUUUCACCGAGAGUGGGAUGGUCCCAGACAUCCUGUUCAAUCCUCACGGUUUCCCGUCCCGGAUGACCAUCGGCAUGUUAAUCGAGAGCAUGGCAGGGAAAUCUGCAGCUUUGCAUGGUCUCUGCCACGACGCCACACCCUUCAUCUUUUCGGAAGAGAACUCGGCCUUAGAGUACUUUGGGGAGAUGUUAAGGGCCGCUGGCUACAACUUCUACGGCACCGAGAGACUGUACAGUGGCAUCAGCGGGCUGGAACUGACAGCAGACAUUUUCAUUGGUGUGGUUUAUUACCAGCGCUUACGCCACAUGGUCUCGGACAAAUUCCAGGUUAGAACAACAGGAGCCAGAGACAAAGUCACCAACCAGCCCAUUGGCGGAAGAAAUGUGCAGGGGGGGAUCCGUUUUGGGGAAAUGGAGCGGGAUGCUCUUUUAGCUCAUGGCACGUCCUUCCUCCUUCACGACCGCCUCUUCAACUGCUCCGAUCGCUCAGUUGCCCACGUUUGUGUGAAGUGCGGUAGUCUGCUCUCUCCACUGCUGGAGAAGCCUCCCCCUUCGUGGUCUGCCACGCGCAACAGAAAGUACAGCUGCGCUCUGUGUCAUCGCAGUGACACAAUUGACACCCUCUCUGUGCCUUAUGUUUUUCGCUAUUUUGUAGCAGAACUGGCAGCUAUGAACAUCAGAGUGAAACUGGAUGUUGUCUAACUUGAGGCUGGCCUUUUGUUUAGGAAAUCUCUUAGAUUAAAACAAAGUAGUAUCUUAGUUCUGUAAGGAUACUAUUACUGGGUUACUCUUGAGUUUUUUCAGGGAUGUUAGAAUUCUCAGGCAAGACGUGGCAAUUCAGAAUUCAGGGCUUUGGAGUCUCUGGUAUAAUAACUUCUGAAGCUCUGUUUGGAACUCCGUUUAAGUAUCUUCUUUAAAAACGAUAGAUUGAUAAGUAGCAGUGUCUGCAAGGAAGUCUUCUUCCAAGCAUCUCCCCCCCUGCCCCCAUUCUCUGUCCCUUCUUCAGCAGGAGGGGACUUGUCCAUGUAGCACAGGGUGGCCCUGUACUAGGGCAAGGCAAGUGUGUAAGCUGUAUAUGCAGUUUCAUAUGUUCUUGUAGCCACGUUUAAGGUAAAAAACAACAUUUAUUUUGAUAUUUUAUUUAAUGCAAUAUAUUCAAAAUGUCAUUUCACAAUGUAAUGGAUAUAACAAAAAUUGAGAUUUUUUACAUCGAUUUUUCAUUCUAAAUCUCAAAUCCAGUGGGUAUUCUGUAGUCAGCCUUUUUGGGCAUUAACUUUUUUUUCUUUUUCCUUUGUUUUUGGUGUACGUUUCAUUGUAUGGAGAUACUGUUAUGUGUAUACCAUUUCUCUUUUGAUGGAUAUUUGGGUUGUCCCAUUCUUUGGCGAGUAUAAACAAUGUUGGUAGCAAAAAAUGUUGUAUACACAUUAGCAAGUAUAAGAUGCUUUUUGGUGUUAAAAAUCUUUCUAAGAAAAUUUGUUACUGAGUCUAGCAGGUAGGGCUAGACUGAGAAAAUUCUUUCCAUUGAAGAAAAAGCCUGAGUUUCCUUCAUGAAAUUGCUUUAAAAAAACAAGGAAAAACACCUUGAAUCUAUUGGCUGCUAUUUCCCCUGCCAUCUGUAGAACCCCAAUUCUAGACUUUCCCACCCCAGUCCAUUCUCUGUCCACUUCACAAUUCCACAGCUGGGGUCUGUUCAAGGCCCCCCCUUUUUUAAAGCAGCGAUAAAAAUGGCAAUAUUUGCGGGGUUUUUUAAAACUUUAUUUUGGAUUACAGAUGUCACAACUAAGAAAUUGAAAUUGGUACAAUGCACAGAGCUUAUUUAAAUUUCACUAGUUUCACAUGCACUCAUGUGUGUACAUGCUUAGUUUUUGUGGAUUGAUAUAUCCACCAGCAUAAUCAAGUCACAGAACUCCUCCAUCACCCAAGUUCUGUUGGGUUCUGUCUUCACAGCCAUCCCUUGCCCAGCCUUCCCACCUCUUAACCCCUGGCAACCACUAAUCUGGUCUCCAUCUCUGUAAUUCUGUUAUUUCAGGAAUGUUAUAUGUUUUGUUUUGAGAUUGGCCUUAUCUACUCAAUAGAAUUCCUUGAAGAUCUGUCCAGGCUGUUGUAUGUGUCAGUAGUUCAUUGGUCUUUAUUGCUUAUUACUUAAUGGUAUCAAUUUGCCACAGCUUCUUGAACCAUUUUAUGUAUUGAAGGAAAUUUUGGAUUGUUUCCAGUUUGGGGAGAUUACAAAUAAAGCUCUCUGAACACA